Morus notabilis is the source of this 1853-nucleotide messenger RNA. RefSeq names its product floral homeotic protein APETALA 2. Gene Ontology annotation, biological process: regulation of DNA-templated transcription. The record is from RefSeq and is a predicted model, not a curated record. Bases 256 to 1593 code for a protein of 445 amino acids. The transcript is spliced from 10 exons. Gene Ontology annotation, molecular function: DNA binding; DNA-binding transcription factor activity. Lineage: Eukaryota; Viridiplantae; Streptophyta; Magnoliopsida; Rosales; Moraceae.
ACAACAAACAAACCCCACCACCGACACUAACCACCUCUCCCUCCCCUCUUUCUCUCUCUAGAUUCUCCUUUGCCGGCGACUCUACCAACAAUGCCUUCACAGCCCUCCAUUUCUAUGUCCCAUAUAUAAAGCCUUCAUGCCUCACUCAAUAUUCCACUGAUCACCUUCUUCUUCUUCUUCUUCUUCUUCUUCUUCUUCUUCAUCAUCAUCGGACAGCUGAGUUUUCGUUUUUCGAAUUUUGUGGUCGCCGGAGCAAUGCUUGACCUGAACCUGAGCGUGGCGUCCUCCGACACGGCGUCGGAUUCCGCCGAGAAGCUUCUCGAAAGCUCCUUCAGCUUCGACGACGACUACUACUGCUCCUCCUCCUCCGACGUCGAUCGCGUUCGGACGAUCGACCUCUUCCCGAUCACCGGAGGAGGUCCGUCGGAGAAGGAGAAGAAUUCUUCCUCGUCGUCGCGGAGGGAGUGGCUAGGGUUGUCGACGAAUGCGACGGCGUCGUUCUGCGAGGGGAGUUUCGGAGGUCCGACGCCGGCGGCUGUGGCGGCUCCGCAACCGGCGGCGAUGAAAAAGAGCCGGCGAGGACCGAGGUCGCGGAGCUCGCAGUACCGAGGCGUCACGUUUUAUCGAAGGACGGGACGAUGGGAAUCUCACAUCUGGGAUUGUGGGAAGCAGGUGUACUUGGGCGGAUUUGACACUGCCCAUGCUGCUGCUAGAGCUUAUGAUCGAGCUGCUAUAAAGUUCCGUGGACUUGAAGCCGAUAUAAACUUCAAUAUCAGUGAUUAUGAAGAAGAUAUCAAGCAUAUGAGCAACUUCAGCAAGGAAGAGUUUGUGCAUAUCUUGCGUCGACAAAGCACCGGAUUCUCCAGAGGAAGCUCCAAGUACAGAGGAGUGACGCUGCACAAAUGUGGACGAUGGGAAGCUCGCAUGGGCCAGUUCAUGGGCAAAAAAUAUGUUUAUCUGGGGCUAUUUGAUAGCGAGAUUGAAGCUGCAAGGGCAUAUGACAAGGCUGCCAUGAAAUGCAAUGGAAGAGAAGCAGUCACUAAUUUUGAGCCAGCCCUGUAUGAUGUCGAGAUGAUGUCUGAGGCCGAGUGUGAAGGUGGCAACCAAAAUCUAGACCUUAACUUGGGUAUUGCGCCGCUUUCUCUUUCCAAUGGCCCAAAGGAGAAUGUUGAAACAAGUGGCUUUUACUUGGAGCAGGUUCAUAUGAGAGAAAGGAUUGAGAACUUUUCCACCGCAAGGGCCAAAAUGCCUCAUGGCUCUAGAAUUGCAUCCGAGCAUUGUUCUAUCAUCGGUGGCAUGAACGCCAGUUUCUUUCCAAAUGAUAUGGAAAGAGCAACAGAGAGGGGAGUGGAUGUUGAUUCUUUGCCAAAUUGGGCAUGGCAAAUCCAAGGCAGAGCAGCUGCUCCUCCAGUGCCGGCGCCGCUCUUCUGUACUGCAGCAUCAUCAGGAUUCCCUUCACCGUCAGCCACUUCACUUCCGUCAUCAGCCGCCAAUAGUCAGCUCCACUUUCCGAACCUGCCGAUCCUCCAUCACCAUUUUCCACCAUCAAUUGCGAACACCACCAACUUGCCGCAUUUCUAUUGCAGAAGCUGAAACCACUAACCACUUUUGAGGUAUGAAGCAUGUUAGUGCGAACUUGACAUCUUUGUAGUCUAACAAGGAUAAAGAAACAUUCCUAAUUUGAUUUUGUUCGCUCGUGAAGAUUUGUAUGGCUAAUAUUUUCUUCAUGUAAAGCCUUGUCAAACUUGGAUACCUUUUUUUUGUGGCAUCAGAAAGUUCAAAUGAUGCUCCUUUUGAAUGCUUUUGACUUUGAGAUUUUUCUUGUGGUUGGUACCCAUGUCCAUUGAGGCAAU